Arctia plantaginis is the source of this 3357-nucleotide messenger RNA. Lineage: Eukaryota; Metazoa; Arthropoda; Insecta; Lepidoptera; Erebidae. The record is from the annotation of a GenBank genome assembly.
AUGGAUAACCGUGCUGUAAUUGAAAGAAUCAUGAGAAGUUUGGCUUAUGAAGUUGAAACUAAUUCCAAUAAUGAAAAGAUUAAAGAACGUACCAAUCCAUCCAAACUUGACGAACUAAAUGUUAAAAUUAAAGUGAGGAAGAAAGAAAUAAAUCAACUAUAUAACCGUGGAUUUAUAUCAAAUAAUCAAUCUGAAGCUCAAGUGGUUCCUCAAAAAGUCCGAAUUGUAACUAGUGAUGAAACAAUAAUGUCUUUCGAUAUGUUCAUGGAAGCGGAUGAAAAAGUAAUGACCCAAAAACAUAGGAAACCCAUAUUUGAUAGAAUGAAGCCAGGAAUAUGCUUGAAUGCUAGAACUGAUGAGAAUAAUCAACCUUAUAUGCCUGAGUCUCAAGGGAGCCCACUUAGCAAAUCAGAUGAAGAAGUUGAGCGUCCAUUUAAGCUUUAUAAAAAUAAUUAUGACACCUACCGUAAAUCACCUAAGAGAAUAGAAAGAACUUUCCUGGGCACAAAAUGUAAACCGGGUGGAUGUCUAGACCCUCCAUUUGAUGAAGACACGUAUUCCUAUGAGCCUCCUGAAACAGCUGAAUUACGACAACAUCCAGGCAAUACUGAUAUAAUUGAUCAUCAAGAAAAAGUACUAAUUGAUUCUAAAUUAUAUCCUAAAACACCCGAUAAAAAUAAAAUACAAACCAAACAUACUUCAAUCUCCGUUGACCCCGUCGAUGACAAAGUUAAAAAAUCCGGUUCCAUUCAAAAUUUAUCCUGUAUGGAGCCUGUAAAAAAAACGGUUAUAGCAGAUCCGCAUAAGGAGAGUGAAGAAGGUACAUAUUCAUAUAACCCUGUUUUAGAAACUUCUCUAACACGUGAUUCAUACGAUAUUAAAAUAUCCGAUCAUCGAGAAGAUAAAUCAAUAAAUUCAAAAUUGAGUCCUAUAGCUCCACAUAAAAGUAAAAGAAAAUCUAAAGAUACUUCAUUUUCUAUUAGCCCAGUUAACGACGAUACGGACUUUAUAAAAAAACCUGUGAUUACAUAUUUACCUGAUGACAACAAAAAAGCUUUAAGAACCAGAAUUUCCAGUCAAGACAAAUCGAAAAAGUCUGUCGAUGGGUCAGUAAAUGCCUUUUUCGUUCCCCCCAAAGGAACUAAAAGAGAAUUUAAUGACCCAGUUCAACGAAAUUCAUCAAAACAACUUUCCUAUAAUCCUCAAUCUAUUAAGGAUAAAUCUGAAGAAUGUUUAAAAUUACUGGCAUUAGUAGAACCUCUUCCAAUUAAAACUCCAUCAGAUCAUGUCUCUGUAGGACAAAAUACUGGCAAGAUAUCAAAUAAACCAUUAAAUAUUCCAUUUCAACCAAAUAAGGAGUUACUUGAUGCCAAUACCAACGACACUGAAUCCUCUAACCUCAUUAGUGAUAUUGAAAAGAUUUCUGUUGUUCCUAUUAAUGACGAAAUAAGUCUUCCAAAUAGAGAUAAUAUUAAUGAGGAAGUGACUUCUAGUAAGAUUUUACCAAAUGAGCACUCUAAAAUUCCAAUUGAAAAUGCAACACAGCCAGAAAAAGAUCAUGUUACAAAUCAUAAGCCUGAAAGUAAUACCAAUAAAGAGAAGAUCAAUGAAACCUUUGAUAAAGUCGAGAGUUUUAUAGACCAAUCUCCUGACAAAGGUAAAAUAAUGUCGACAAAAGAUAAAAUCGAUAUGGCAAUACAAAGAAAAUAUGACGAAGAACAAACAGUAACAAUUGAAAAAGAACCUGAAAUACAAAAUCAGAUGCAUAAUAUAAAAAGUCCAAAAAUACAUACAACGAGCAACGUUUCAGACAAUAUAUAUCAACACUUUGAUUUAGACAACAACAUAGCAAAUAUAACAACUGCUAAAGACGUAGAUCCCUUAAGUUUUUUAGAACAGAAACCUAAGUCUGGAAGUAAUAUUUUAGAAACAUUUGAAGAAAAUGCUGAUUUAAACAAAAAUGAUAUGGACACUAAUUUUGCAGAUGAAAAUAACACUUUAGACCAUAUAAUACAGCCAAUUAUGAAUCCACUGGCUAAAGAAAUUUUUGAAGAACCACAUGAAGUGAGCCUCUUUUCAGACAGUAAGUCUCAAUACUCUGAUUUAGACAACAAGAUUACAAAUUUCACAAAUGGGGAAGACAUACAUCUCAUAAGCGUUUUAGAGCAGAAACCUGAGUCAGAAAAUAAUGUUUUAGAAAUAUUUGAAGAAAAUGCAGAUGUGAACGUAAAUACUAUGGACAGUGAUAUUGUAGAUACGUUUAGCGAUGAAAAUAAGACUUUGGACGACAGAACACUUCAAAUUACGAAACUAAAGGCUGAAGAAGUUUUUGAAAAACAACACAAAGACAGCGACGUUCCAGACAGUAUGUCUGAACCCUUUAAUUUAGACAAUGCCAUGGACAGUAAUACUGUAGAUAUGCUUAGCGAUGAAAAUAAGACUUCAGAGGACAGAAGACUUCAAAUUAAGGACCCAAAGCCUAAAGAAAUUUUUGAACAACCACAGGUUGCAUAUCCAGGAGGAGUGAGUACUCUUACUAUUGAGCAACAUAAUAAAGUAAUAGAUGAAGAAGAACAAAAAGCAAAUGAUAUACAAGCUCAAGCAAUAGAUGUUAAACUGUCGCCAAGCCAGAUUUUAGUCACAGAAAAUAGUGCUAGUGAUACUUUAACUCAAAAGCAGAAAAUAAUAGAUGCGUUCUUGGAUACUCAUAAAAAAGACAUGAGAGAUAAAGAUGAAGAUUUGUCAGGUGGACAAGCUCAGGAUGUAACCAGUGUACGACUAUCAGAUGAUAGUGUGGUAACAUCUGACUUAAAAACUAUUUCUCUUAAUUUAGCAUUUCACACUUACCUAAAAAAUAAAAAUGAAAGAAUAUUUAAAACCAUUCUUAAUGACAAUGACAUCUAUCGCUAUCCAAAUGAUUCGAUAACAGUCAUCACAUCACAGAUAAAAGUAUCUUCAAAUGAAAAUCUGCCAGAAUUAAACAUUCCUAUAGAUCCUAUGUUUAAUAUAGCCAUUAAAAUAAAAUCAAAUGAACAGGACCAGAAACCUAAGCAUGACUUUGAUACUGUUCUUGAUAAAACUAAAACAAAACCAAUCAAUACUUUUCCAGCGAGUGCAAAAACUUUGGACACUAAACCUAAAAGUAAAAGUGUGGAACAGAGAAUACGCAACCAACAAGAUCAAAAUGACACAGCGUUGCACCGUACAUUAACAGACAUUUAUGAACAAGAAUUAGUGCCACUACAAACGAUGAUAAGGUCCUUGAAAACCGAUAUCGAUUCUUUGGCGGAACAGCGAACUUUCCUAAAGACAAAAGUAAUUUGUUCGAAGAAGUCAUUCCACCGUAAAAGAAACUGA